This is a messenger RNA of Desarmillaria tabescens, 1311 nucleotides long. RefSeq names its product alpha/beta-hydrolase. The record is from RefSeq and is a predicted model, not a curated record. The transcript is spliced from 6 exons. The coding region runs from base 200 to 1204 and encodes 334 amino acids. Lineage: Eukaryota; Fungi; Basidiomycota; Agaricomycetes; Agaricales; Physalacriaceae.
AUCUCGUGCUCUUGGAAAUCGGAGAUGACCAACCAUCUCGGAAAGUUCUUGUAUACCUCCGGCCCAAGUGGUAUCCGUACCGCGUAAUGAUGAUGAUAUGCACGCGAGGAUUUUUCAUAAGGCUGUGGGUACCGGGUGCAGUUCAAUAUAGGGACCUUGCCUUCCAUCUGUUCUCCACUCCCAACUUCUGUCUAUCAGAAUGCCAACGGCCACGGUCAAAUCGAGCACCGGAAAGACUACGUUCAACUACAUAAUAUCGACACCCUCAACUUCUUCAGCCACCUCUAUCGACAGAAAUCUGCCAACAUUGCUAUUUAUUCACGCGUUCUACUUAGGAUCGCAAAUCUUUCAACAGCAACUCGAGGACCCACAGAUAAGAAGAUUCAAUUGUGUCACACUGGAUCUUAGAUUACAUGGGCUCACGACGAGCGAUCCACUUCCCGAAGGCUACAGUGCGAAGGACGCUGCUGAAGACGUUGCACUGUUCAUGGAUGAGAUUAAAUUACCCGCCUGCCACGUCGUGGGGUUGUCGAUGGGCAGUAUGGUGGCGAUCGCCCUGGCUGUGUACUCGAAUCGAGUCGCCUCUCUUUUCCUUGUGUCACCGCUAGGGCUGGAGGAGCCGGUAGAUGUCGCCGAUGGUCGGCGGGAAAUAGCAGAAUACUGGAGGGAAGCUUUCAAGACAGGCUCGCCCGACAUGACGACCAUCUCUGAUUCUAUCUACGGCGCCCAUCAAUUAGGUUUCAACAAUAAUCUCAACGACUUAGUGAACGCGCUGACUAAUAUCUCACUUCCUCCGGCCUUGAAGAAUUCUGUUCCUGGGUUCUUUGAGCAGUAUGACAGAGCUGUGGUUGGGUUUGUAAACAACCGAAAGGAGUACACCAAGGAUCAGCUUUCUCGGAUACAUGUCCCCGUCAAGUUGGUCCAUUGCCUAGGAAGUAUCGCAUACCCUCAAGAAUAUUCAGAAAAUUUUAUGCAACAGCUGAAAAACGCUGAAGUAAAUGUCAACCUGGCCACCAUACCAGAAGCACCACACUUCGGCGUUGUAACACACAGUGAUAUUGUGAACCGGUUACUCCAUGCAUUCAUUAUAGACAACUGUCGGACGCCUGUUCCCCCGGCACCCCAAGAAGUCAGCUCUCCGUGGGAAGCAGAGUUGGCGAAGGCAGGCUGGAAAAAGAGUGUGGACAACCCUGAGGACGAUUGAGACCGGUUCGCUAAUCCUAUACCCUUCUUUUUGCUUUUAGGUACAGAUUGUUAAUAAUGCACAGUGGAAUGUACCCGCGCGCUUCUUAUGCGUAAGAAUCAUACCUG